AUGGAAGGUGUUGAAGACUUAUCGGUUAAAAGAAAAGACCCCACAUUGUUUUUGCCCGAAGAGCCUAUGUCAUACGAAAUAAAAGUAAAAAAGAAGAAAAAGAAAAAGAAGCAGAGCCAAGAAGAUCCAUUUAAAGAUAUAGAGGAGAAGGCAGUACUGCCCACAGAAGUAGCGCUAGAUCCCGAAGUGAAUAUUAAAGUUGAGAAUAUUGAAGUAGAAUUGGAUUUUAACGAUUUCGCUAAUGAUAAUGGACUGAUGUUGGAAGGUCCUCAAAGUGAGGAGAGCCAAGAACCCGUAGUCAAGUUAGAGCAACAGAAUCGUGAGGCAGUAAUACUAACAUUCGAGAGUGUGACUCAUGAUAAAUCAGUGUUCGGUUAUGGACAAAAUGCUCCCCCUUCUAUGGUGUCGGACCAUGUGUGUAAAAUAUGCCAUCUAGUGUUUCAAUCGCCAAGAACUCUGAAAACUCACCAAAAGAGAACUCACAGAGUUUUCCAACGGGCGUUCGAACAUGUCUGUGAUCACUGUGGGAUGUCCUACGAUCAAAAAACCAGCUUGAUCGCGCAUAUUAGGAGGAAACACGGACCAAACUCGAUGCCUGAUGACAGAGAAGAGAGGACUUGUGAUAUUUGUGCUCUAGUGUUCAAAGGCAUGGCGAGGUUGAGAAUGCAUAUGCGAAGAAAGCACGGGUCGUUCGAGGAAUCCUUCCAACAUGUUUGCAAAGAUUGCGGUCUUACGUACGACAAAUAUAGGAGUUUAGUUGUCCACAUUCAGAGGAAACACUCAACUAACAAGAAACCAGUGGUCAAUCAGUGGUUCAACUGCCCCUUCUGCCCUAAAGUCUUCACCAAGCGAGAGACAUAUGCGAGACACGUGCAGAGAAAGCAUCGAGUGAAAGAAGACGAUGGUAUGAAACAGGAGAAUUUAGAUCAGGAGUUGUUGGAGAAUUGCAAGAAUGAAGAGACUGGCGAGAUAACGUGCAAAGAAUGUCCUCUGGUAUUUUCUUCGUUAAAUUUUCUAAAAUUGCAUAUGAGAAGAAAACACAAUGCGCUAAAGGAAGAUUUUAGACUUAAAUGCAGAAUUUGUAAUUUGUCCUAUGAUAAGAUCGAAAGCUUAAAGCGACAUGUAAGAAGAAAACAUGACAAGGGUUCGUUUUGUGAAGUGUGCAAUAAACAGUUUGAUACUAGAGAGUUGUAUUUGAAUCAUACACAUGUUAAAAUGAUCAAAGAGUGUUCUAUAUGCGGAUUGAUUUUCGCAUCCCAAGGCGGACUGGCUAAACAUUUGCGUUGUACCCACAAAAUUGACGAACCCAAAACUGUAUUCUGCAACUUGUGUAACGAAGGUUUUCACGAUAAAAGGCAGCUGAAACCGCACUUUAUGAAAGUGCAUUUAAACGUGUCAUACACUUGCCGUUAUUGCAAGAAAGUGUUCAAAGCAAAAGAGAGUUAUAGACGACAUGUCCUGUUUCAACAUCCUGUAAAUAAUAAAAAUGGUCAAUCACAAAAAUGCGAACACUGUACUGAGACGUUUCCAGACGAGGUGGAGUUAUGUCGACAUAUCAGUAUAGCCCACGGGAAACCGCCCGACGAGCCUCCAAGCACAGAAGUCGUUUUGAUUAAGAAAGAGGAAAUGGAUUUCAAAGAGUCCUUCCAAUGUUCGAAGUGUACCGAGUCGUACUUUACUUGGGAGGAACUGCGUUUGCACUACGAACAAAAUCAUCACACGGUCGGUGAUAGCCAGUGCCAGAUAUGCGGGGAAAUUGUGCCAGGGAACGAGCUUCAAAAGCACAUAAAGAGUGUGCACACGCAAACGGUACUCCAAUGCAAGUACUGCGACUUUGAAACGUCGAUGCGGGCGAGCAUGACUCAACACACCCUAAGGCACAAAAACGCCACAACUUUAAACUGCGACUUCGACGGUUGCAAAUACAAGACGUUCUACGAGGGCGCGAUGGUGAAACACAAAAGGAAACAUACGGAAUUGGGCGUCAAGUUGCAGUGCUCGCAAUGCGCGUUCCAAACAAUGAACAAAUACGUCUUGAAAUAUCACGAAGAGGCGCAUUUGACCGGCAAGAAGAAAUACACUUGCGAUCAAUGCGACUACGCGACAAUCUUGCCGGCUAAUUUAGUACAACACAGGUACAAACACUCUGUUGAGAAAAAGUUCAAAUGUGAGGUGUGUCCGUUUGCGACAAAGUACAACACGUCCUUACGUUUCCACGUCAAGAAAAAACAUUGUGAUCUCCCUUCUUUCAGUUAA
Parnassius mnemosyne (clouded apollo) is the source of this 2256-nucleotide messenger RNA. The record is from the annotation of a GenBank genome assembly. Lineage: Eukaryota; Metazoa; Arthropoda; Insecta; Lepidoptera; Papilionidae.